Messenger RNA from Sipha flava (yellow sugarcane aphid), 2241 nucleotides. It is a transcript of the gene GCC88, whose product is annotated as GRIP and coiled-coil domain-containing protein 1. Gene Ontology annotation, cellular component: Golgi apparatus. The coding region runs from base 268 to 2139 and encodes 623 amino acids. The transcript has 10 exons. The record is from RefSeq and is a predicted model, not a curated record. Lineage: Eukaryota; Metazoa; Arthropoda; Insecta; Hemiptera; Aphididae.
UCGGAAUUUAUCCUUACAUUCAUCAGCUUACAAAAAAAUCCAAUGCAAGAAAAUCGAAAAAAAUCUUUGUAUCAUUUUAUAGAAAUCGAAUAAAUAGUUAAGAUUUUUUACAAAUGUGUAUGAAGAAAUCCCAAAUAGAAAUAUGUAACUAAAUAGCAUUGGUUUUUAUUUACAUAAAGUAUAAAUGUUGUUAAACAUUAUUUAUUUGUGUUAAAAAAUAAAUAAAAAUAUAUUCUUUUUUAUUCUGAGUAAAAUAUAUUAUCUAAAAUGGAACAGAAUGAAAUGGGCAGUCAAUCAUCAAUUAAGGAACAAUCCGAAUUGGAGAAGUAUAAAAAAAGUUUACACAACUUAGUGGUUGCAUAUAAAAAAUUAACAUUUGAAAAAAAUGCUUUGGAAGAAACAUUAAAGGCAUCUACAAACUACGACAAAGAUGAUGUGUCUGAAACUGAUACUUCUGAGAUAUCCAAUGAUUCUCAACAAUCCAGAUUUAUCAAUUUAGUAAAUACAAUAGCUGGUCUACAACGAGAAAAAAAUGAAGCUGAAGAAUUAGCAGCUAGUGAAAAAAAACAUUUGCAAAAUGAAAAGAUAGAACUUGAAAAAUUAGUUAAAGAACUGAAUAAUAAAAUGGAUACAUUAAAAAAACUUCAACGAUUAGAAAUGGAAAACAUAAAAGGAAAAUUCAAUAAAGAACGAUUACAACGAGAAAAAGAGUUUAAUGACCAUGGUGUAAUGAUGAGAGAAUUACAAAAACUUAUGGCUGAAGAACGACGGCAAAAAGAACAAGCAGAAUCAUUAGCCGAUAACCUACAAAAAGAAGUUACACAUUUACGAAGAGAAAAUGAAAACUUUAAAAAACAAGCUUUUGAUUUGGAAACUGAACUUGAAGAAAUUAAACAAAAAUCAAAAUUUAGAGAAGAAGAAACAUCUAGUAUGUUAGCUCAGUUACGACAAGAAGUGAAAGCAGUUAGACAGAAUCAUUCAAGUGCAAUUUCUCAAGAACAACAAAGAGCAACAGAAGCAGAAAACAGAGCUAGAGAACUUGCUAUAGCACAUGAAGUGAGGGUUUCAAAUUUAGAAACACGAUUAACAGAACUGUCAAAUUCCAUUGGAGUUUAUGAUAAAAUUAGACAUCAAAAUGAACACACAAUACUAUCUUUGAAGGAACAAGUAAGAAAAUUAGAAGCAGAAAUUGGAAAUAAUGAAGAAUACACUGUGUCUGAAAUAGUGGAAAAGUUCAAAUAUUUCAAAAAUCUUUUAUUAAAUUUAGCCAAAACAUCAGAGGUUCCUUUAAAUAUUGAAGAUAUAAUAUUGAAAGAUUUGGAUUUUGAUAUUUCCAACUAUAAAAUUAAACAUAUUGAAUAUCCAGCUAAACAAGAGGAAAAUAUAGUAACUAAUGUAGUAUCUUCUAAGCAAGACAGCUCUAUUCUACUGAAUCAAGUAAAAAAUUUACAACAACAUGUUAAUACAUUACAAUUUGAACGAGAUCAACUAGAACAUAAGUAUAAAGAAAAAUUGGAAGAAGAUAAUGAAGGAAAUAUUAAUUGGAAGGAAAAAUAUAUGGCAAAUGAUUUAGAGUGGCGUAAACGUACAUCGUUUUUAGAGCAGCAAUUAUUAAGACAGCGUGAUAAAGCACAAGAAAUGGUUUCAGAAAAAGAACUAGAACUAAAUACUCUUCGUGAAGCUCUUCAAACUACAAAAUUUAAUAGGAAAACAUCUCAUUCAUCUACUGGUUCUAGAAAAGAAUUCCAGGACUAUUUAAAUGAAGAAUCUAACAAAAAAGGUUCUCAUUUGCUUCAUUAUGCACAUGAAUUAGCACUGAAGGACAUGGAAAUAUCCAAAUUUAAAAAAUCUAAGUCUAAAAUAGAGUCGAAAUACAGAGACUUACAGAAAAGUACAGCUGAUAUGCAACAACAAUUCAAAACUGAUGUUGAUCAACUUAAUCAGCAAUUAAUUAGACUUGAAUCAUGCAAAUCCAGAGAAGGAGCUAAUUUAGAAUACCUAAAAAAUGUAACAUUAAGUUAUUUUCUUACCGCAGAUGAUAAAAUUAGAAAACAUAUGGUAAAUGCAAUAGCAGCAGUUUUGAAAUUUUCUGAUAGCGAAACGGAAAAGGCCAUAAAAAGCUUAUCCCAAGGCAAAUAAAUAUAAUUUGUUUUGAUAUUUUAUUGAUAAUGUUUUAAAAACGUAAUAUUUAAUCCCUUUAUUCGAGAUUAAUUAAAUCCAAAAGCAUUUAAUUUAUUUUUA